Messenger RNA from Chiroxiphia lanceolata (lance-tailed manakin), 1147 nucleotides. It is a transcript of the gene GTF2F2, whose product is annotated as general transcription factor IIF subunit 2. NCBI's taxonomy places the organism in Eukaryota, Metazoa, Chordata, Aves, Passeriformes, Pipridae. Bases 117 to 905 code for a protein of 262 amino acids. The transcript has 9 exons. The record is from RefSeq and is a predicted model, not a curated record. Gene Ontology annotation, cellular component: transcription factor TFIIF complex. Gene Ontology annotation, biological process: transcription initiation at RNA polymerase II promoter; transcription by RNA polymerase II.
CCGCGCAGUGCGAGAGGAGGAGGUUUGUCCGCCGCGGGCCGCCGUGUGCCGGGUGUGCUCUGCUGCCGCCUCUCUCGCUGCCGGAUCGGCCCGCGCUGUGCCCGCCCGGCCCCGCCAUGAGCGACAGGGCCGAGCUAGACCUCACCGGCGCCAAGCAGAACACGGGCAUGUGGCUGGUGAAGGUCCCCAAAUACCUGUCACAACAGUGGAAUAAAGCUUCAGGAAGAGGUGAAGUGGGAAAACUAAGGAUUGUCAAAAAUCAAGGAAGAACGGAAGUGUCAUUUACUUUGAAUGAAGAGCUUGCAAGCAUCAAUGAUAUUGGAGGAAAACCUGCUUCAGUCAGUGCACCAAGGGAACAUCCAUUUCUUUUGCAAAGUGUGGGAGGACAGACCUUAACUGUGUUCACAGAAACUCCAGUAGAAAGCCAAUCAGAAGAAAAAUCGGAAAGUGGCAGUGCUGAUAAACUUGCCUUGGAAGGAAUAGUGGUGCAACGUGCUGAAUGCAGACCUGCAGCUAGUGAAAAUUAUAUGAAGCUGAAAAGAUUACAGAUAGAAGAAUCUUCUAAACCUCUAAGGCUAUCACAACAGCUGGACAAAGCUGUAACCACGAACUAUAAACCAGUGGCUAACCAUCAAUAUAAUAUUGAAUAUGAGAAGAAGAAGAAAGAAGAUGGAAAACGAGCUCGAGCUGAUAAACAACAAGUGUUGGACAUGCUUUUUUCAGCCUUUGAGAAACAUCAGUAUUACAACAUCAAAGACCUGGUGGACAUAACCAAACAGCCUGUGAUAUACUUGAAAGAAAUUUUGAGAGAAAUAGGCAUCUACAAUGUGAAGGGGACCCACAAAAACACAUGGGAGCUGAAGCCAGAAUACAGACACUACCAAGGAGAAGAAAAGAGUGAUUAACAAAAAAAUUUCAGACCAAGAGAGAAUUACAGUGAUUGCACUGAGGGAACUGUGGUGGAUUUACAGACAGGACUGAGCACAGUGCAAUUAUGCAAGGAUAAAGAUAAAUUAAAGCAGCUGAUACUUUGUCAUUUUCUGUAGUUCUUUUCCCAAGGAAUAUUUCUUGUAUGUUUCUAUAACUGCGUUCUCUUUUGACAGGAAAAAAAUGUUUAUAGAAUAAACUUGUAUUAGAUUUAUCCUUA